CAAGUGGAAGAAGACAGUGAUGUUGUGUUACCCUGCUCUCUCAGGACCAAGGAGGACAUCACAUCUGAACUCUUUGUCUGGAGGAAAGAUGGAGGUCUGAAGGAGGUGUUCCUGUAUGUGGCAGGCAAACAUUACAACAACGGUCUAGUUGGUCAGAGUGAAGAGUUCAAAGGUCGAGUCUUUCAUUUCCAAGAUGAACUGAAACACGGCAACGCCUCCAUAAUCAUCAGAAAUACAAAGAUAUCUGACAGUGGAGUCUACAGAUGUGAUUUUCCUCAUCUUCAGCCACGUCAAACGUUCUACAUUCAGCUUGUUGUUGGUGCGGCGCCAAAACCAUAUGUCACUAUACUUGAGGAAACAAAGGACCGGUCUCUGCUGCAGUGUGAGGUUCACGGUGAUCCAGAACCUGAAGUAGAGUGGCGGGACAGUGCUGGAAACACACUUCCUGCUGAGAAGACCCAGGUUGAACCAAUAGGAAACCUUUUCUACAUCACUCUCAGAACUACUGUGACCCAGACCGGCCUCUAUCGCUGUGUGGCAACACAGGAGACCAUCAGCCAUCAGGUCUCUGAUGAGAUCUACGUGUAUAUUCAUGUUUCAGGACUCUCCACUGGAUGGAUUGUUCUUAUAGUUGUUGUUGCUGUUGUUGUUUUUGUUAAUGUUGCUGGUGUUCUAGCUCUAAUGUAUGGAAACGAGGACUACAUAGCAUAUUGUCAAAUAAAAGGACUCUCCAAUGGAUGGACUAAUUGUCUAGUUGUUCUUGCUGCUCUUGGUGGUGGUGUUAUAGCUCUAAGUGUGCUUGUAAACAAGGGCUACAUUAUAUUACAUCAAAAGAAAAGGCGAAGAGUCAUCACAGUGAAAGAAGGGGCUGAUGUUGUGUUACCCUGCUCUCUCAGCACCAAGGAGGACAUUACGUUUAAAGUGUUUGUCUGGAGGAAAGCUCCUCAGGAACAUGAAGGUCAGAAGGAGGUGUUCCUGUAUGACAAAGGCAUCGAUAACAGAGGUCAGAGUGAAGAGUUCAAAGGUCGAGUCUCUCAUUUUCAAGAUGAACUGAAACACAGCAACGCCUCCAUAACCAUCAGAAAUACAAAGAUAUCUGACAGUGGAGAAUACAGCUGUUAUUUUCCUCGUCUUCAGCCACGUCAAACUUUCUACAUUAAGCUUGUUGUUGAGCCAAAAGUCAAAGUGAUCGUGCAACAUGGCCGUGAUGCUGUGUUACCCUGCUCUCUCAGCACCAAGGAGGACAUCACCUUUAAACUCUUUGACUGGUGGAAAGCUCCUCAGAAAGAUGAAGGUCUGAGGGAAGUUUUCUUUUAUAACGACGGCUUUCAUUACAACAAUGGUGGAGAUGGUCAGAGUGAAGAGUUCAAAGGUCGAGUCUCUCAUUUCCAAGAUGAACUGAAACACGGCAACGCCUCCAUAAUCAUCAGAAAUACAACGAUAUCCGACAGUGGAGAAUACAGAUGUGAUUUUCCUCGUCUUCAGCCACGUCAAACAUUCAACAUUGAGCUUGUUGUUGAGCCGUCAAAGGUCAUCAAGGGAAGAAGAGACAGUGAUGUUGUGUUACCCUGCUCUCUCAGCACCCGGAGGACAUUACAUGAAACUCUUUGACUGGAAGAACGAUGAAGGUCUGAAGGAGGUGUUCCUGU
This is a messenger RNA of Etheostoma spectabile (orangethroat darter), 1649 nucleotides long. RefSeq lists its product as uncharacterized. Gene Ontology annotation, biological process: cell surface receptor signaling pathway; T cell costimulation; positive regulation of T cell proliferation. The record is from RefSeq and is a predicted model, not a curated record. Lineage: Eukaryota; Metazoa; Chordata; Actinopteri; Perciformes; Percidae. Gene Ontology annotation, cellular component: external side of plasma membrane. The annotation marks the transcript as partial. The transcript has 8 exons.